Schistosoma haematobium is the source of this 5586-nucleotide messenger RNA. RefSeq names its product gon-4-like (gene GON4L). NCBI's taxonomy places the organism in Eukaryota, Metazoa, Platyhelminthes, Trematoda, Strigeidida, Schistosomatidae. The transcript has 9 exons. The record is from RefSeq and is a predicted model, not a curated record. Gene Ontology annotation, molecular function: transcription coregulator activity. The coding region runs from base 1 to 5586 and encodes 1861 amino acids. Gene Ontology annotation, cellular component: nucleus. Gene Ontology annotation, biological process: regulation of DNA-templated transcription.
AUGAAAAGAGGUGGUGGACCGAAUGAGUUAGACCCCCCACCAAAAGUUUCUAAAACUAGAGAGUCUGUGGAUGAAGAUGAAUGUGUUGGCGAUUGGCAAGCAUCGCUUGGAUGUUCAUUAGCAGAAAGACUGGAAAAAAUCACUACUGUCCAACAUUUGACAACACGCCAAGUUAAAAGGUUGUUAAAGGAUGUCCUGACUAAUGAGGAUGUUGUGAGUGCUCUACGUCGGUAUAUUGACGGUGAAUUCAGAGAGCCUGAAACCGGUGAGGUUUCAGCAGCUACUCGAAGGCGCGCUAAAUCUUUGGGGUUAUUUUCUAUCCUCAGUGAUCUUGGAGGAAAUUCCGAUUACCACCUAGAAUCUAGAGCUAUCACUCGAUCACUUACUCGUCGUAUUGAAGAGUCAUUGCAAAAUCAGUUUCCACAUUCUACCACACCCGAAAAAGAAGCACCAUGCACCAUUCUUGAUAUGGAAUUCCCUGACGAAGAUGAUGGCAACGGAAAAAAUAUAGGGAACGAUUUAGAUAUUUCAUUGACCGAUAGUGAUUACCAACCGAACGAUAGAGAUUACAAAAUUUUAAGACGUGAUCAAGUGCUAGAUUUUACCGAAGCCUCCAAACAUAAUUCCUGUGUUACAGAUGUAGAAAAUGAAAGUUGUCUUAAUGGUAGUAGAAGUAGCACUGAGAGUGAUUCGCAAAUAGAUCUUGACUCUUGUGAUGACUGCAUUCAACCUAACAAUGUCGAUAAUUCUGUUUUCUGUGGAAACGAUAAUAAUUUAGAUAUACGAACUUCCCGUCUCACUCGUUCAAAAGCUAAAUCACUCAAGAGUUUAUCUGAAUUAAGAAAGCAUGAAAAUUCUAACUCCAGCGUAUCAUUUCGACCGGACGAUGCUGUUGAAUUUUCGCUUCCUGGUAGCUCUCAUUGUUAUCCUGAUGCAGAAGAGGGUGAAGAAGAAGAAGAGUUGAACGCAACAGAGGACAUAACAAAUAAAAAUUACAGUACAACAACAAAUAAAGAUGUAGAUAUUGAAGAUUCAGAUAACGAUGUAUAUACUCAAUUUCUUCGUUCGCUGUUCACUUCCGCUUCCAAUUCAGCGAACUGUACGCCUAACAAAUCAAAUCCAGGAAUAAAUGCUCCAGUUAAAGCGUCUACGAUCUGUGAAAAACUCUUAGGCGAUGAACCAAACAAAAACAACAGAUCCCAACCAUCAAAUGGACAUCAUUCUGAAAUGACAUCGCGGCCAAUAUCAAGGCUUGUAAAUGAUAUCAAUGACGAUGAAGACGAUGACGAUCCAGAAUUUGACGUUAUGGCAGAGUUAGACGAUGUUGAUGGGGAGGAUUUUUUCUAUGAAUUACGAGACGAUCGCGCUGUUCGAGUAUCUAAAAUGGAAGCCAAGAAUUUACAUGAAGAUUUACGUGAACUGUUUAGUUCAGAAGAAGGACAUGAAAAUCGUACACAUCAAUCCAAAACACCUUCAUUCCUGGCAAUGAAAGCUUAUGGCCAACGUUUGUUUCAUAUGGAUCGCAAUACAUUUCGAAAUAGUAGUCAAAUAGAUGAGUUUAACAAUCCACAACAUAUUCAAUCUCCUGCACCCAAUGAGAUUUUUCAUAAGACUACAGAUACUCCGGUCAAUCCAACUGUAACACGGUGUCGUAUCACCCUUACUGAGACAGAACUGGUUCGAUUAGAACGUCAAUUAGUAAUGCAUAUUCAAUUGUUAACUACGAAUUUCUUAUUAACAUAUGAUUUUCCUGAUAUGCAUGAAUAUGUUACCCGACCAUGUGCUACUCUUCUCAAAACUUUAAUUGCUAAACGUCAAGCUUUUGAUUUAGUUGCACUUCAACAAAAUAUUCCCGAUAAAUAUCCUGUUACAAGCUUCUAUUGGUGUUGUCCUACUUUGGAAAUGGCUGUUGAUUUGAUUUCCGAUUAUGCUGGAUUAUCUAUGCUUCCACGUUUACCAUGGAAUCCGUAUAAACAAGGAGUAGGAAAUAGUCUUACUAAGUCGCAAUCAUUCGCCUUGCCUAUCCCAUAUUGUUUAUUACGUAUAAUGACUAACAGUCCUAUUUGGUCUUAUGCGUGUUUAAUGCCUACCGUCUUGGGACCACAUCCGAAAAGUCAUGUCCGAUUAAUUUUUCAUCCAUCUGAAGAUGCUUUAAUGGUGAUGGGAUUGGCAGACUUUUCCGGUGCAUUAAGUCGAACUCGUAAAUCUCUCGAACCUAAAACUCUUAAUUAUCACCACCAAUCUAGAAGUCGUGGAUCUAAGUGUAAACAACCUUGUCGUUACAUUGCAUAUCGUUUAAUCGGUAGGCAUAUACUUCCGUAUCGUACACUAUUGCAGUUACGCUCUCGUCGUUGGAAUCUGUUGGCUAAUCGGGACAGUAUAGAUAAUGCAGGGGACUCCAAACAUGUACCAGUUGCUACUCGUCGUCUACUUCAACUCUACACUGAGUUAAGUCAACCAGGGGAAGUGGACCUAAAAAGAAUUCAACAGUAUGCUAAUGAAAUGACUACACUUGCUGCUCCUUAUGGUCUUCCACUAAUUGUUGAAUGUUUAACUGAUAAGAAUUCUAAAGAUUUGUUUACUUUUGAAGGGCUUCCCACCGAUGUAGGUUAUGAGCAUGUUUUAAAUUCUAACUAUCGUAAUGAAAAUGCAAAACGUAGAUUGGAUGUAUUAACUGAGUUCAUAGAAAAUGCCGAGUGUUUUUGGAGGUCACAGAUUGGAAAAACGCACUCUAUAGAAAUGAAAACAACAAAUUCAACAGAUGUAGAAGGUGAAUCCAUAGUCAAAUUAGAACCACCAGUUGAAUGUGAUGUGCUUGGUCCGAAUUAUUUACCUGCUAUCCCAGUGGAUCUCAAUCCUGACGGUACCGUAGUUCUCAGCAAAACCAGUGAACCUGCUCUAGUUGAAGUUUUUAAAGUGUCUGAUGAUUCGGAGUCAAUCCAUGAUUCAAAUAAUCACUCUGAAAAUCCAGUUAAUAAUUUAUCAAAUCAAGAAACACGAAAAUAUCGAACUGUUCAAACUAAAAAAUCACAUCAUAUCGAAUUUAUCCUAGCCCGGAUAAACAAACAAAAGUCAUAUAAACUUUCAGAUGAUGAUAAGGUAGAACCACCAGCCAGUGCUGAAAAUCAUGAUAUAUCAGAUGGUAUUGUUGCACCGUCCUCUGUUGAAUGCAUUUUAAAUGAUCAGCAGCUUGAGGAAAUGCCAAAUAUUUUGGAGUCUUACUGGAGUCAUACAGGUAAUGAUGCAUUAGAUGUUUGUCAAAAAGUAGCAGAUGCUUUAGUGAACUUAUUUCACUUUGGUUUUGAUAAAUUUUGUGCUGCCCGUGGAGACGCUAAUCUUGGACCUAGAAAGUUUUGCCAUAUGUUGAAGUCAUCAGUGUUAAAUCCUCAUAUUCCUAGUGCAGAUGCAAGUUCUGUAUGUUCAAACAACUUUCAAUCUGUUUUGGAUUCGUCAAUUUUUAUUGCUGAUGAGUGUCAGAGUCAAGCUGCAGGGAUCUUCCCAAGUGCAUGUCUUAUGACAUCUAGUCGUUUUGUUGCAAGAUGUCGGGCACGUGGUGAUGCUAACUCAUCUGACUUACUGACUCUACCGUCUUCUAUCAUAACUCAUACACAGGCAAUAACGGAUGAGAUGGAUGUGAGACGAGCACGUUCACUACUAGAUCGAUGUCGAACCUAUUUAGCUCCAGGUGAUUACAAAAAUAUGAUGAUUAACUUAUCCAACUUAAGUCAAGCUAUUCAGACUCCUAGAUUAAUCACCAGUAAUCAUGAACAGUCAGACAAAACUGAAGUAUUACUUUCUCUUACAUGUGUGUUAAAUUGUUUGGAAAAACAUUUAUCUUUGUGGGAGGAUUUUGUUUGCCUUCUUACUCCAUCACAAGCCCGUAGUCUGGGUCUGCUAUCUACAUAUUUCAAUCUGGCACGGAUCAACCGAGUGCAAAGAGUUUUACAGGAUAUUGUUCCCCGUGAUAGGAGAUUUUGGAGACGUCUUCGUAAUUUGGCAGAUAGCUGCAGCAUUGAGGCACGUCAUAUUCCAGUCAAAAAGAAGUUUUAUACAGGUGUGAGAGAUAAUUCUGCUCAUGAUCCUUCAAAUGCAGAUAAACAAGACCUCCAUGAUUGCAGCGAAAGAGCAACUAAUGGGACUCGAAACAUUCGGAAAUCAUCUGUGUUACAACAGGGUCAAAGUUCAGGUACAAUCUUAAGUAAAACCCAAACCAAAUCCCGCGUUAGAGGUUUGCGGCAUCGAAAUAUGCAUGAUGCAUUCUCCAAAGCUUGGUCAGUUCUGGAGAGUAGUUGGCGCAACCGUCCUGUUCUCUUAUCACGUAUCGCCAGUCUUAUUAAUACUAGACAUAAGCCAUAUGUCGGUUUUGAACAGAGUUUUGAAGAAUCAGAUGUACUUGCUCGUCAUCCUGUAGGGAACUCAACUUAUCCCGAGAAUUUAAAUCAAAAUGCAGGCAUUUCAAACAAUAGAUACAUCCCUUCUCCAAUCAACGCCCUUUCUCCUCAGUUACGAUCCUUUCUUUCGGAAGGAUGGGAAGUAUGCACUGACCUUGCUUCAACAGCUCACAAUCGAAAUAACUCGUUAGGUACACUCUGGGCUCGUAGACAAUGUCCUUGCCGAUGUCAUCCUAGUGCAUCAUCAAACAGUGUUCCAAUAACAAACCAAUCUGGAAAACCUAUUAAAAAGGUUGACAGUCUUGGUUUAAGACACUGCAUUUCUUGCAGUUUGAGAGUGCAUCGUGGCAUUGUGUAUGUUGAUGAGUGCAAUCUUCAUCUGCGUCACGUGAAGAUAACUUGGCCACCUGGUUUUAAACCAAAAGCUCAUUUACCUCGAAGUUCCCUAUCAGCUGACUCUGUUGCAAAUCAAAUCCCUCGUCCUGCAACAAUCCAUCAUGCAUCAUCAAAUAUUCCUACUCGUACUGCUUUAAGCGAACUUGCAAAAAUGCAUGCCAGAUUACAUUCUACAAACAGAGUAUCAAAUCAUCGCAAUUUCCUACCAGAUAUGGCUGGUCGACGUGUUUCAAUCGAAUUUAUUCCUUCUUUUAAAUCAAGUACAUCAGACAGUCGACAAAUCGAUGAUUCAAGCAAUCAAGAUGAAUGUAAUGCUCUUGAAGGAACUGAUGACGUUCAACUCUCCUGUCCUCCAGUAGAUAAGCAUCAAAGACUAGUCGAUGUAGAUAGUAGAAAUGGUCUCAUACCACGUGAAUUACAUUCGAAAUUUGAUGUAGAAAAUCCUAUGAGUUGGUCGCUGGAUGAUGAAGCUGCUUGCUUCAAUACAGAAGCUUUUGCAUCUACAUACAAUGAGAAUCAUGAAGGUGACCCGUGUGAAUUAGUUAAUGAUGAUUGGACACCGGAAGAAGACAGGCAGUUAUUGGAAUUUUGUAAAGCUAAAGGACGUUACAGCUCUCAGAUGUUUACAGACUUAGCUAAAAUAUGGGAACCCAAACCAUAUGUUUACUCUGCACAACGAAAUCCACUGGAAUUAGAAGAACGUUUUAAACAUCUCAUGCGUAUCACAUUGAGAGAAGCUUAUGAUCCAGAGUUAUUUCAAACGCCGUAUAGAGACGAAUCUUCAUGUGAAGAUGACUAA